Messenger RNA from Neolamprologus brichardi, 1608 nucleotides. It is a transcript of the gene cd86, whose product is annotated as CD86 molecule. NCBI's taxonomy places the organism in Eukaryota, Metazoa, Chordata, Actinopteri, Cichliformes, Cichlidae. Gene Ontology annotation, biological process: T cell costimulation; immune response; positive regulation of T cell proliferation. The record is from RefSeq and is a predicted model, not a curated record. Gene Ontology annotation, cellular component: external side of plasma membrane.
CACAGAGAGCACAGCAGCAUGAUGGCGUCUACCUGGAGCCGGUAUCAUUUUCUAACUCAAAGGUUUUCCCUUGAUCUGCUGCUAUCUCUAGUUUUGACGCUGACUUGGCCCUUCACUGUCACAGGAGGUGCUGCUCUUCUCAAAGGGGAGGUCGGUGGAAAUGUGACUUUUCACUGCUCUGGUAAAUCAGUAAAGAACAUUGACUUACUUUACCUCCAAAGAGACAACGUCUUUGUUAAUGGUUAUUAUGAAUCUAAAAAAGUACCAGCAACGUGGAACAACACAAAGUUUGAUCGCAACACUUCAUCUGUGUUCAUGGAUAACCUAAAGGUCUCACACAGUGGGGAAUACAAAUGUCACAUUCGGUACAAAGACGAGCAGCAUAUUAACGAAGACUCAAUAACCCUCAGUGUUACAGCAAAGUACAGCAGGCCUUUAUUCAGUCCUCCAGUCUGCAGCGAGGAAACCCGGGGUCAGAAUUGCCAGACAAGGUGUACAUCAAAUAAUGGAUACCCAGAAUCCAGCAUGAUAGUUCAGGCUAUAGUUACCAGCACUAAUGAUACCAUCAGGCAGAUAUGGCAACAUGUGAAGUCUGCCCCUUACCAUAAUCCAAGUACAUUGCUGUAUAACAUUACCACCACUGUGAGUUAUAACUGCUCGAACGGGGAGAUAAAGUUCAGCUGCUCCGUGGGUGACGUCACUUCGGAUGAGUUCUCAGUCUGUGCUCAUCAGGAACAACACAGCACUGAUAUAGUAAUUAUGACAGCCAUUUGUAUACUGGUGGUGGUGGUCAUGAUUGCAGGUGUUUUGUGCUGGAGAAGACGGACAGGAGGCAGUAUGAGGCUAGAGAGAGUAAAUACAAAUGAGGCGUAAGGUGGAAAUAUCACUUUGUGAAAAAAAUGGAGAAAAAGAAGCUGCUUGAGGGGUGAACCAGUGAAGGACAACAUUAAACCCACGUUCAAGGAUCUAGAGCGACAGAUAUCGUCUCCUCUGUGUCAAUUACACACUGUGAUCAGCUGGUUCCACGCAAAAUAGGAAUAACCUCACCAGGCCUCGCCAAGAGUGAGUGACCCAUCACCAGGAACUACAUGCUAUUAACAUUUCACACUCAACACUUGUGACUUUUAGCGUUUGAGGAAGUAUCAUAUCUUGUUCUUUUACUGGUGAAGCAAAGUGCGUCACUAAAGUGAGAAUGGCUGACUUCACUAUGCAAAAGCAAAAAAACAGAGACUUGAUCAGCGGUGUGCGGUUAGGUUGUUGUUGAAUACUGGAAAACUGUGACAGAAAUACCUCCUGACGCCGUGUGACGAUAGACGAAAAACAAGAAGUUAGAAGAAUGAUACAUAUGUAUGUUUGUAUUUGUAUACUAUGUAUAUGUGUACUUUGUUGUUACACCAACCACUGCGGGAAGAACCUGGCACACUCGCUACAAUGGUCACUUGUGGACUAUGAGUCAUUUAAAAAAAAAAAAAUACUGUCAUUGCUGCACUUUAAAAUCCCCUCCUGUACAUUCCUUCUGUAGCCAAUUUUUAAUGUUUUUUCCCUAGAUUUUUAAACAACAGUGUAAAUACUAUAUAUUUUUUUUAUUUUAAUAAACAAAAAAGAAAA